AUGGAUCAACACUUCCUCCACCACUACAACAACCACCACCAAGAACACCGUUCACGAUACGCUCCUCCACCUUCUCAAUCGCACCACCAUCUCCCUCCACCACCCACUCUUCCACCUCCCCCGUCUCUCUCUUACCGCACUAUCGAUCCCCUUCCUCCUCCACCUCCCCCGCCAUCUUACAACCCUCCUCGAUUCCCUUUUUGCCCCGUCGAAGAACAACGCACUCUCUCAAACUCAUUCACCAAUCGUAACGACCAUCUCCCCCGCCGUAUCGUCCCUGACUCCCCGUGGAACCCUAACCCCGACGACCGCUCCACCAGAAAUUAUCCUCCUGUCGAUUUCCAUCGCGAAUCGAAUCACCACCACAACCACCGUCCUCCGCCUUCAUAUCCACCUAUCCGAUACGAAUCUGAGAGCUCUUACGGGAGGUCAAGCUCAGAAACCUCCCGCCUAGCAGGAAGCCCCAGGGAAGCCUACGUCUACGACGAUAACUACCAUCACCACCACGGAACUGCCACAUCCACCUCCACAUCGAGUCUCGCCUAUCAUCCAAUCAACGACGUAUCCCCCAGGAGGUGGUUGAGUGAUAGAAAAGUACACAAUUCUUCUCCUUCACAUUCACCUUCUUUUGAAUUGGUGAAUGAUGAAAUUGGUACUUCCGUGAAACGAGAGUAUCACGGUUCAGAUAUGCUUAGGUAUAGUAAUGGUAGCAAUAGUGGUAGAUCGAGUAGUAGAGAGUGUAAUCAUAAUCAUAAUCAUGGUCGCGAACGUGAAUUCAGUCGCACUCCACCUAAGAAACAGAUUCAAAAGAAGAGUGCUCUUCUUCGAAUCCAGACGGUAAAACCAAACCAUAGGAACCGUGACAGCCGUGACAUUGAACAGUUACGUUAUGCUUCUGAUUCUAACAAUAAUUUCUUCAGGGGUAGCAAUAAAGAUCAACAUGGAGGUUACACAAAGGGUGAAGAUGGGAAAAAAGGAAGCCCGGUUGAACUUGACAUUUCUUUUGAAUCAAACUCUCUUGUGGCAAAGGCUAUUGUCACACCCCCACCUUCCACUUCUGGUGCCACUGCUGCUCCUGUUUCUGGUAAACUGUCUUCUGUUGUUGAAAUUUUGAAUGAUAAUAAUAAUUAUUCGCAGAAGAAUGUAGGUGGUGCUUGUAAUCCUCGUGACAAGCAUGGGGUGGCAGUUUCUGUUAAAGCUAGUGGCACUUGUAAUCGGAAAUUGGCCUCUAAGGUUGUCAAGAAGAAGAAAAUUGUUAAAAGAGUGGUGAAGAAAGGUUCUGGAAAUCCUACUAGUUCAAGCGUUCUGGCUUCACCUUCUCUCGCCAAAGCAAUUGGUGGAACUGUGCAAGCAGGUAGUGUAACACACAGCUCGUCCAUUGCUGCCUCUGAAAAUGUCAAAACUGAAUGUUUGGAGGAGAAAAUCAAUGCUGUUGAUAAGAUGUCUUGUUUGGAGGAGAAAAUCAAUGCUGUUGAUAAGGUGUCUGUGCCAGACAAUGAAAAGAAUGUAUUGUGUGAAGAUGAAAAUCGGGGUUUGUCCCUGCUUAGUCCGGGGCCAGAAUGCAGAUCACAACAAUGUAAGAUCAAUGAAGAUUCUGAUAUUGGGAAAGAAUCCAGGUUUGAAAGAAGUGGAAGUAUUUCAAGUGCUCCAUCUUGUGCUUCUAGUAGUGUAGAUAAAAAUUGUGGUUCUGAUAGUGAUUGUUUAGACGCGUCUAAUCCUGUCCAUGACUUGCUUAGCGUGACUAAUAUUGACAAACCUAUUGACAAACCUACUAAGUCAUUAAAUGGAAGUACUUCUGAACUCAAUCAUUUGGAUUGUGGGAACAAGCAAUUAUGUCAGAGUGAAUUAUCUCUAUCACCUGGGAAGUAUAUAGAUGUAGGAUGUUCAGAGAAUAGGAAUCUUGUAGAUGUAGGGAAUGAAUUGAAUUCCAAUGUCCUUUCAGCUGAUAUUAUAAAUACACAUGAUUCUGCUGAUGACAGCGUUUACGGCUUCAAUUCCAACAAUCUUACAAGUUCAGAAGAGAAAAUUACUGUCAAUGACAGUGAGAAUAAUGACAUUGAUGCAGGGGCUUAUUGUGAAAAGAUGGGUCUUGCGAUCACUACAUUGGGACAAAAUUCAGAUACAACCAUCCCUCUGCCAUGCAGUGGAAUGGUUGCCUCUUCAAGUUUAGGAGAUAUUAGGAUUCAGGGUGGUCAAGAUUGCCUACAACAUACCAGUGUACUGAAGAAGUGUUCUGAUGAUGGAUCAUCUAGUUUAGAUGAGAGUAUCGUUGUUCACCAAUUUGGUAUAAUUAAAGAUGCUGAAAAGCAAGUGUCCCUUGGUGAUGUCCCCAUAUAUGCUGAGAAUUGCGACAUGGAUAAAACAUUUCCAAAUUCUAAUAUUUCACUUGGAUUUGAAGUAAGGGAUACAAGUAAGAAAGAAAAGAGAAAUGUUAGGACUCGUAUAAAUUUUUUGAGUUUGGAUUUGGAUGAUAUAUCUCUUACUCCAGUUAGCCAUUCAAAUGAUGCUGGUAGAGGAGGCUCAAGAAUUUUAUUGAAGGAUCCAUGUCCUUCAGAAGUCCUAGAUCAUUCUAUUCAAAGUCUAGACUUUUACUCACUGUCCAACCAGGUUAGGGGCACUGCUUUACAUGGGAAAAGGGCUUUUUCAGAGACUGAAUUUUGUGUUGCAAAUGCCAACAGUGAUGAUGAAAAUCAGAUUUCACCAGUUUCUAAGAGGAAAAAAGCCACUGCUAGUAACCCAGAUUCAACUCAAUUUCAAACUGAAUUCAUUGAUUCUAUUGUAGCUACCACAUCUAGUGCAGAAGUUCCUAUCAGUUUCAGUGAUAGCCAAGAACCUAAGAAAGACGAUGUUGCAUUGUCAAGCAUGGGUAUGGAUAUUCAGUAUAAUGCUCAGUUGAUGCCUUAUUCAGGUAAUAUUUCUAAAUUGUCUAACUGUAUUUUCACUGGAGGAUCAUUUGAGUCUAUGAAUGCAAAUGGGGAAACAGAGAGUUCUGAGCAUUUGGAAUUGCAGCACUCAGAUAUUGUCUCUACACAAUGUGUGGACUUGGCCAUUCCAAAAGUUCAGUUUUCAGUGUUAGAGUGUGAGCAGAAAGAUAAUGUUACUCUAGUUGUGCCUAUAACUAAUACUCUAACCACAGACAUUUCGGUUAUUGGGAUUAUCAAGGGAGAUAAUACGGAUUCACAGGAUGCUGAAAACGAUUACCAUUAUAGAGAUGGUGUGCAAAGGUCUCCAAGGGCUGAUAUGUUAUCUAGUGAUUUCAAUAUGAAGAGUGAUUCACUUCCUCAGGAGAACCUAAUAUCCUGUCCUGUCGCUGGGGAUGGAGUCACCACCGCAAUCGAUGAUGAAAACAUUUGCGGGGGUGAAGAAAAUCCAAAAACCGAGUCUAUGGUCAAACAUGGUUCUGACUCAGAUACUUCUACUUCAUCAAAACAGCAUACUGAAAAAACUAUGAAGUUAGAUUACACAAUUGGAUGUAGUGACCCAAUAACAAGGAAUAUAACACCAGAACCAACCCAAGUUUAUUCUAAAGUUACACCCCUGGCCCUAAAUUCAUCUUGUUCUGAAUUAAAUGGGAGCAAAACUCAGCUUGAUGGCGACAUCCAUAAAGCGUCUCAGGGUUAUUCUUUUUCGUUUCCGAAGCCAAAAACAAAGACUCCUGCCUCAUCAAUGCAUGCUUUAAAAUCUCGCACCUGGCAUCGGACUGAUAAUAAUAAUCCUCCCGCUCCUCUACCUAGAGUCAAAUUUUCAGCAAGAAUAGUUCCUCCCAGAAAGCCAAUUCUCGAAAGGAAAAAGAACUUUCAAAAUACUUCUUACAUUCGUAAAGGUAACAGUCUUGUUAGGAAUCCUACUCCAGCUUCUGCUAUACCUCAAAUCACCUCUACCAGUCUCAUGAGGAAACCUACUCCAGUUUCUGCUAUACCUCACAUCUCUGCAAAUCUGCUACCUUUGGGCUUAGGUGAAAUACCUAAGGGCACCAAACCUGAAAGCAGGGCUGAUUUGAUAGAUCCGUCAAUCUGCUCAAAAACAAAAGCAUCUAAUAUUGUUCUACCCGUUGACAACAAAUCAGACGAAAAUAUAUCUUUUCGGUUGCUAGAACCCCCUUCCAGUGGCUGCUGUGAAAACACAGCUGAUCUUAGGAAGUUUUCUGAGAGUAAUGAUGCACCAGUUUCCUCUGGAGAUGUACCAAAACAACAUGAAGCUCUUGAAAAACAAGCUGGUCCAUCUAGCAAUGGGGGAUGUACAGCUGAAGCAAAUGAUGGAAAUAUUUCUUUGAACUCAAAAAGAAUAGUUUAUGUAAAGCCUAAAACAAAUCAAUUGGUUGCUACUUCGAGUUCUAGUGAUAUGGUUGUCUCUACUGAUGACAAAGGCCAAACAGCCUUCUCUGAUAGCUAUUUCAAGAGGAGAAAAAAUCAAUUGGUUAGAACUACGUUUGAAAACCACACAGUUGCAAUACCCAAUAACAUUGGGAAUUCUGACGCCCAAGGAGCUAGUAGAGUACUUUGCAACAGGAGGUUUACCAAGAGGCGGUCACAUAAAGUUGCUGGGAUGUCAAAUAAAUCUUCAAGAGCCUCAUUGGUGUGGACACUUGGUAGCAAAAAUUCUUCUAGAAAUGACAGGAACUCGUGGCAUUAUCAAAAGUUUCCAUGGAAAAGAACAACAUAUUUAAGAAGCUUCAUUCAUAAUUCUUCUUCAAGCUUCAAUAGUGGUUCCUUAUCUGCAGCCGGCAAGAAAUUGCUUCUGUCGAGAAAGAGGGAUACUGUGUACACCAGGUCGACCCGUGGGUUUUCUCUUUGGAAAUCCAAAGUUUUAGGCGUUGGCGGGUCUAGUUUAAAAUGGUCAAAAUCAAUUGAGAAGCACUCAAAGAAAGCUAAUGAGGAAGCCACACUUGCUGUUGCUGCUGUUGAGAGGAAGAAGAGAGAAAAGAAAAAUCCAGCUCGUACUGGUUCUCAGACAAAGAGAGAACGUAUUUUUCGUGUUGGUUCAGUUCGCUACCGAAUGGAUCCUUCCAGGCGGACACUUCAGAGGAUUUCAGAUGAUGAGUCCCUGUCCUCUGUCUCAACCAGUUCUGGUUUGGUUUCUAAAAGAGGUUACAUCCCAAGAAGAUUAGUGAUUGGAAAUGAUGAAUAUGUCACAAUUGGCAAUGGAAACCAGCUUAUUAGAGACCCAAAGAAACGAAUUCGAAAACUGGCAAAUGAAAAGGUUAGAUGGAGCUUGCACACUGCCAGACAGCGGUUGGCUCGUAAGCAGAAGUACUGUCAGUUUUUCACAAGAUUUGGGAAAUGUAACAAGGAUGGAGGGAAGUGCCCUUACAUUCACGACCCCUCAAAAAUUGCUGUCUGUACUAAGUUCCUGAAUGGUUUAUGUUCUACUCCAACCUGCAAAUUGACUCAUAAGGUUCUUCCAGAGAGAAUGCCUGAUUGCUCAUACUUUUUGCAAGGCUUAUGCUCAAACAAAAGUUGUUCAUAUAGACAUGUCAACGUGAACCCUAAUGCAUCUAUUUGUGAAGGAUUUCUUAAGGGUUAUUGUGCUGACGGGAAUGAGUGUCGGAAGAAGCACAGCUACGUCUGUCCUAGUUUUGAAGCAACAGGAACCUGUACUCAAGGAACCAAAUGCAAGCUUCACCACCCCAAAAAACAAAGCAAGGGAAAGAAAAGAAAGAGAUCUGGAGACCAGAACAACGAUAGUGGACGUUACUUUGGUUGUAUUCCGGCUGAUGUUUCUGAACCUGGGUUGACGGUGGUUCCCAGCCAUUCUCAACAGAAUGAAGAACAUGAAAAUGAACUAACUGACUACAUCAGUCUUGAUGUGUAUGAUGAAGCGGAAGACAUGGUUGACCAAUCAUUUUGUGACAAUGACACCAUGGAUUUUCAGUUGGAUAUCAAACCUAUUUCUAUAAUACCGAAGUUUGCUUUGCAAUCUCAGUUUAGAAGCCCACAAGCUUAG
Messenger RNA from Vicia faba (fava bean), 5943 nucleotides. The record is from the annotation of a GenBank genome assembly. NCBI's taxonomy places the organism in Eukaryota, Viridiplantae, Streptophyta, Magnoliopsida, Fabales, Fabaceae.